UCAGUAUACGAGGCACCGUCAUAAGGAGAGCGCGUCACUCCGCGAUCCGUUGGCGUAUAUUUACGAUAUCAAAACAUAGUACGUGAUAAAUUAUUAGUAUGCAAUCUGUUUUGAAGAUUCUUGUGUCAUCAAAGCAAAGAUGAAAGCGUGGACAGCGCACGAGCAAGACACAUCGUUGUCAUGCUGUCGCACAUUGCAUGUGAAACACGCUGCGUAUGCGAGCGCUUUGUAUACUUUGAAUAUAUCUAUAUUGGUGGUGCUUCUGUACAGCUGGAGAAUAGGAGUAAAUGCGAAGAGGUAUAAAGAAUUGGAUGAUGUUUAUUAUGGUGUACAGAUAGCAUACUUCGCUAUAAUAGGAACGCAAAUGUUCAUGAUUGUACUGAGCAUAUUUCUGUUUUAUGGUAUUUACAAAGAAAACGUUGCAUUCUUGGUCCCUUGGGUGGUGGGAUGCAUGACGUUUAUGGCGUUAGAAGCGAUGGCCAUGGUAUAUUCAAAUAUUUUAAGAGAUCACGUCAAUAAACAAUUCGACGCUAUGUGUAAAGCAGAAAUAUCGUUUUUGAUACCGAGGAUAUUGUUGAAUUGUCUUUGCAUAUGGUGUGUAUUACGACUUUACCACUUACUAAGGGCGGGCGUGACUUGGAAGGGCGCGGCUCCCAUCGAGCUGUGACUAUUGCCUCCCAAAACCUCUGAGGACUCUGCCCCUUGCGAGUCUAGCCUGUUGCUAGGUAAUGUGGAAAGCGAUACAGAUGCUAGUAUGCACUCGCUUUGAUAUGUUAUUAUUAUGUGUAGGACAGGAGUGUCGUAAAUUGUGAUACUUUGAAAUAUAGUGUUUAAUUUUUUCAAGGCUCAUGGUGGUAAGAACUGUGUUGGGGGAUAUGGAAAGUGGUUUAGUUGACGGAUUAACUUUUGUUGUGAUUAUUUUGGUGAACGUUUAUUUUAUACAUUAUCUGUACUUUCAAGGUGAUAAAAACUAUACAUUAAAUUUUAAGUGUACUAAUUUACAACAAUUUUAGUAUUUUAAAAAAACUUAUUUAUAUUAAUUUAUUAAAAAUACAACUGAUAUACAUUGAAUUAUAGAUACUGGCUUUCUUUCAAAUGUUUAUACAUAAUUGUAAUUUUUCUUGUAUAUUCGAUGAUUUAUUCCAGUAUAACUAAUUCUGUAUUUAUAAACCUAUACGUUCAUAAAUUUAUAUAAAUGAUAGAUACAAAUAUCUUAGAAAUAGACCCUGUUAAUUGGUGUUUAAACUAAUCAGAGUUGUGUUAAAUUGUUCGAGACGUCAAAUAAGAACUAACUUAUUUAAAAAGGUUCCGGUUACAA
Molecule: messenger RNA, 1318 nt
Organism: Zerene cesonia (dogface butterfly)
Lineage: Eukaryota; Metazoa; Arthropoda; Insecta; Lepidoptera; Pieridae
Exons: 7
Coding region: 140-667 (175 amino acids)
Source: RefSeq, a predicted model, not a curated record